Bacillus rossius redtenbacheri is the source of this 8898-nucleotide messenger RNA. RefSeq names its product rho guanine nucleotide exchange factor 17. Gene Ontology annotation, molecular function: protein binding; guanyl-nucleotide exchange factor activity. Gene Ontology annotation, biological process: actin cytoskeleton organization. Lineage: Eukaryota; Metazoa; Arthropoda; Insecta; Phasmatodea; Bacillidae. The record is from RefSeq and is a predicted model, not a curated record.
GUCUUGCGCGCGCGUCCCGAGCCGCCACGCCGCGCCGCCGGCAAACGAAAACAAAAGACGAGCGCUGGUUCGUGCUCGCGAGUGUCUCGUGGUGCCAGUGCCCCGGAAACAUCUCCAUCAGGGUUGAGGAGGGGGGAGGGAGGGAAGUGCCAUGCCGGGAAUGGCAAGUUAUCCGUGCGACGAGUGUGGAAUAAGUUACUGAAAGCAUUGGUGCGUCAAGCAUGGAAGAAGACACGAAGGAUUAUAACCCCUGUACUGAGAUGAUUUUAUUUACGAUCAGAAUUGCUUAACAAUGCCAAUAUACAUCUUCCGUGAACACAACACUGCGGUUAAUAUAACUAUAUAGCGACCAACUACAAAAAGUUUGCAUUUAUCCAGCAUAGUGAUACAAUUCAUACAUUGUAUGCAUUUUUUUUAUUUGUGUGUAUGUGUGUGUGUGUGUGUGUGUGCAACAAAUUCUUUACACGUCUCAGUUACCCCUGCGUCAGCAACGUCGCGAAGUAAAGAAGGCCUGACGGAACAAUAAUUAAGAGACCGCUAAUUGUGUAAAGUUGACGAGUACAAGGCGGGCGACACUUUGCGACUGUUAAAAUCAAUUAAGACCUCCAGGACGUUUCUAGGCAGACGUAAACAUCACCCACGUUGCCACAUGUGUCUGCGGUUAUUUGACAAGUGACUCCCGCUCUGUUUAUCAUUUUUUUUUUUAAUUGUGCUUGCGUGUUGACGGAGGUUAAUCGUCGGUUCGUGCGAGUGUGAAACUAGUCGAGGUUUCGGAAUGUGGAUCGGUAUGUUCUAAAUUUAGGUCUCGGUUAGAAGAAUAGUUUUGUGAAGGAGGGGGGAAACACGUAGCCCACGAACCUUUUCGUGCGGCUGAUGACACGAUGCUAAUUUUAACCUCUCUUCUUUGCCGAAAGGUAUUUCGGUGAUUUCUUUUUGGUUUCUCCCACGUUUUUUUUUUUAAAGUCCCGUUUGUGGUUAUUUGGAUUAGAACUGCUGACGCAAGGGUUUUUACUAAGGAUGGCACACUGCAGAAGUGGAGUGACUUGAAAUAAAAAAUAAUAGUAAUUAAUUGUGUAAGAAGCAAUUAAAGAACAACAUUUAAGCGAGGAGAGUGUAGCAUGUCCUGGCACAGAAACGGCGCUCGAUGCACAGCAAAAUCUGGCAACAGCGCGCGGGUCGACACAGCGCCGGUUUCUCCCACUACGCCAAGAGAUGGCAGCACCAAGAUACCGGCUUGGGGCAGCGCUCUCCCGCCCCCCUCGCCGCGGCCCAACUACGUGACGGUGGGGUCCGUGCGCUACGCAGUUCGCUUCGCCACGCCGCAACAGAUCGCGACGCGCGCGCGGCGCGAGCAGCUGCUGCUGCCUGGCGGCGGCUCCGGCAACCAGGCGGACUGCUGCGGCUGCGCGCGCGUGGUGCUCCCCAGCGGCGCGCCCGCGAACCACGUCGACUGCUGCUGCGGCGCCGUGCAGCUCCAGUGGCGGGAGCGGACGCCGCCACCGCCGCCGGCGUCCAGGAUCCCCCUCCCCUCGCCCGGCCCGUCUCAGGCGUCGACGGCGAAGCAGCAGCCGGCUAUAAUUAGGCGCGGGCUGUUCGGCCGCAUAAAUAGCGGCGAGCGGGGAGGCGCCAGUGCGGAGCCCGGGUGCGCGGCGACCGGCCGCGGAGUGAGGAGCUGCUUCCGGCCGCAGGGGGAUGACGACGAGCGAGGGGGAGGGGUGAGGAGCAUGCAGACGGACCCCGCGCCGCCCCAGCGACGGGUCCUGGUGCGCGCCAAGCCCGACGUGCCCGCCCACCUGCGGCUGUGCGCGCCGGAUGACGCCGCCGCCGCCGCCGCCGCCGCCCCCGAGCAGCGCCGCAACACGCUGGACCGCUUCCACAGGCGCCUGUUCGGCGAGCGCCGGAGGAAGGAGCGCACGGGCGACCAGUCGGGCCGGCUGCGCGAGCUGACCGAGCGACUCAAGGGCGCGCCGCCGCCCCCGCCGCCGCCGGCCGCAGCCGCGCAGCCCUCGGCGAGCAGUCCGCCGCCGCCGCCGCCCGAGGCCGCCCCCGCCGCGGCCCCGGCCGACGACGAGAAGGAGGAUGACAUCUUCGAGUGCGUCGACCUGAAGCUGCCCAAGCCCGAGUCGCGCACCAUCGUCGGCUCGUACAUACAGAGGACGAUACCUUUCCGCAGCGCGUCCUUCUCGCAGGUGGACUUCAACCCCGCCGACGGCAAGUACAUCCGGAGCAGCCCGCGCUGCGGGACCUACACGGCCGUGCCCGCGUGCCCGGCGUCGGCCAUCGCCGGCGGGUCGCUGACGCUGCCGCGCAAGAAGCUCCCCGACUCGAAGCCGGUGACGCCGCCCGCGUCCUCGCCGCCGCCCCAGCCCCAGGAGGCGGAGGAACUCCCGGCAGAGAGCCCUCCUCCGGCCGAGGAGCCGGGACCCCCGGCGCCGGCGCACAAGCCCUCCGGGUCGCGCUCUCUGACGUACCCGCUCCCGCGCCGCGGGUCCCGGCCGGACGACGACAUCCCGUUCUCCUCCAUCGACGGGAACGGCCUGAAGAGCCUGUCGCACCCGGCCGGCCGCGAGCUGCAGGAGGUGGCCGAGGAGUGCGAGACCUGCCCCAGGAGCGACGAGGAGGGUGUGCAGCAGUCCCCGGGCUGCGCGGAGGGGGCGGACCCCGGGGAGGAACAGCCCCCGCCCGAGACCCCCGACGCGGGGGUCGACGACGAGCCGAGCGGCGCCGGGACGCCGGAGAAGGCCGACAUCGAGAUCGAGAGCCGCCGGAAGGUGAUACACCUCGCGCCGUCGGACGCAGACGCGCCGCGCGAGGUGUUCGUGACGGAGUGGCCGCGGCCCGAGGACCGCGAGACGGACAUCGGCGCCGGGGACGACGCCAGGUCGUCCGGGGACAGCAGCUCGCGGCCGCACUCGGGCAGCGUGUCCAAGCAGUCGUCGCUGGAGGGCGACAAGGCGGCGCUGCCGUGGCACCGGCAGGAGAGCUCGCAGGACUCGGACUCGCCGAAGAGGUGGUCGGGCGAGGGCGACCGCACGUCCAGCGAGUGGAGCGGCGCGGCCCCGCGGCCCAGGCUGGUGUGCCAGAGCUCGGAGGAGAAGGACGACGAGGCGGGGCGGAGGUGUAUAGCGCCGCCGCCGCCCGCCGCGCGCGCAGACUCGCUGUCCGAGGGCGAGAGCGACCAGGGCGAGCGGCGGCCGGCGACCCCGUCUACCUCGCUGCCGCUGUCGCCCUCGGACGUGUCCGACUCGGAGGGCCGCGCCGGGCGGCGGCAGGCGGCGCCGCGGCGCUACUCCAAGCGGCCCCUGCGCGGGCCGUACGGCCAGAUGCUGGAGGCGGAGAUGAAGAAGCCCGAGGCGAGCCGCACCUUCUCCAAGCUGCAGUACAACGAGGAGCUCAAGUUCCUGGAGGAGUACUCGCCGACCGGCGCCCCCGCGGCGCCGGCGCAGUCGGCCGACGACCCGCGGGCUGAGGCGCCCACGCCGCUGCCCCGCGCCGCGCCCAAGAGGAAGGUGAGCGCGCCGCACUCGGCGCCCGUGCUGGCGCUGGGCCGCGGCGGGGCCUUCGUGUGCCACACGAGGACCACGUCCAGCCCCUCCAAGCUGGAGGGCCACUCGGGCCCGCCGCGGCCCGGGCCAGAGCUGCUGGCCGAGCUGCUGCGGGGCAGCUCCGAGCGCGUGGCGGCCCCCGCGCCCGCCCUAGACUCUGCGGCGCAGCACUGGAAGGACACCCGAACGCACGUGGUCGUGGAGCUGUUCGACACGGAGAGGUCCUACGUGGAGUCCUUGCAGAUCCUGGUCACGAAGUACCUGCAGCCGCUGAAGAGCCCCGAGAACGCCGGCCUCGUGGACGCCGUCCUGGUCGACGAGAUCUUCUUCCAGAUCCCGGCCAUCCUGGCGCACCACGAGGUGUUCCUGGAGGAGCUCCGGGGGCGGCUGGAGCGCUGGGACAGCCAGCAGACCGUGGGCGACAUCUUCCUGGAGGCCUUCACCAAGCAGCCGCUGCUGGAGACGUACACCGCCUUCAUCAACAACUGGAUGACGGCCAAGGAGACCAUCAAGGCCACCUGCCAGGCCAAGCCGGCGUUCGCCAGGUUCCUCGACGCCAUGGCGCGCGAGCACAAGGGCAGGCUGGCCCUGGACCACCUGCUCAUCAUGCCCGUGCAGAGGAUACCGCGCUACGAGCUGCUCAUGCAGCGGCUGCUGAAGCACACGGAGCGCGUGCACCCGGACCACCAGCUGCUGCUGGCGGCGCUGCGCGGGGUGCACGAGCUGGCGGUGCGCAUCAACUGCACGGAGCGCGCCGGGCUGGAGCAGGAGCAGCAGCUGCAGACGCUGCGCGAGCUGGAGGCGCUGGUGGAGGGGCUAGCGGGGCUGGCGAGCCCCGAGCGCUGCUUCCUGCGCCACGACCCGGUGGCAGUGGCCACGGCGCACGGCCGCAAGGACCGCGUGCUCUUCCUCUUCUCCGACCUGCUGGUCGUGGCCAGCAUCAAGCGCCGCUCCGGCACCAUGCGCAAGCCCUCCACGAACUCUCCCGGGACGGUGACCAGUGCCCUGGAGGCCAACAAGUACAAGCUGCUCAUGAGGAUACCGCUCGAGGACCUGGAGGUCAUGCGAGCCAAGGACGAGAACCUGCGGAGGAUGCUGAGCGAGAUGGCGUGCCUGACGGAGGACGUGGCGGCGCUGGCCAAGGUGGCGGACCUGGUGGGCGCCCUGCACUGCCCCCACGCGCAGCUGGAGGAGCUGGUGCGCGACACGCUGGCCGCCCUCGCCCGGCAGCUGGCCGACCGCCAGAGCAGCGACUCCCAGCUCGCCUACAUGGAGCUCACCGUCGGCACGCAAAACGGAAUCGAGAACAUAUCAGUAGUUUUUACGAAACCAGAGAAGCGAACGAGUUGGGAGGAAACAUUCAAUGAAGCUAAACAAAAAUUAGCGCUGUCGGCGGACCGGCGGCCCAGCCCGGAGUUCGUGGCGCCGCUGCCGAUCCGCAAGACGCGGGCGGGCCUGCAGUUCACGUGCGCGGCGCCCACGCUGGGGCUGAACGCCCGCAACCUGCGGGACGUGUGGGUGUGCAACAGCGACGGCUACGUGGGCCAGGUGUGCGUGCUGAGCCUGCAGCCGGAGCCCACCGUGGUGUCCUGCAACGGGGUGUGCAACGCCCGCAUCCUCUGCAUCGCGUCCAUCCCCGUCUGCGACCCAAGGUCAAGUGCGUACCUGUCGCCCGGCCAGGUGCCGGUCGCCAACAGCAAGGCCUGCGUCAGCAUCUCCGUGGAGGACACGGACAAGACCGCCGGCAACAUCCAGCUGGACAGCAGCAGCUCGUCCAGCGAGUCGGAGGACGACGACCGCGAGAGCCUCGCCGCAGACGACGAGCAGAAGCGGGCGCGCGGGGCGUCCGACCCGCCGGCCGGGGAGAGGGGAGGGGGGGAGCCGCCGCCGCCCGGGGGGGCGGGCGACGACGCGGGGGACUCCGCCCUCCAGCCCACCAUGUGGCUGGGCACCGAGGACGGCUGCAUCCACGUCUACAACUGCAGCGACAACAUCCGCAUCAAGAAGAACAAGGUGAAGAUACAGCACGGCUCCUCCGUCCAUUGCAUCAUAUACUUGGACAACAGAGUUUUUGUAUCGCUCGCUAACGGAGACAUUACUGUUUACGUCAGAGACAAUGCCGGGGGGUGGAACACGGCCGACCCGUACACGGUCUUGGGGACGGUGGCCGCCCCGGUGAACCGCAUGCUGCCCAUCGCGGGCAAGCUGUGGUGCGGCUGCCACAACUCCGUCAAGAUCCUCAACACCGCUUCCCUCCAGGUCGAGCACUCGUUCCAAGUGGGCACGGACGGUGCGCGGCCCGUGACGUGCAUGGCCGCGUCUGGCCUGGGCGUGUGGGUCUCGCUGCAGAACUCGGCGGUCCUGAAGCUGCUCCACGCCACGUCGUACGAGCCGCUGUGCGACGUCAACGUGGCGCCGGCCGUCACCAAGAUGCUCGCCAGCUGCGACGACAUCAUCCGGCAGCACAAGGCGGCGUGCCUGCGCGUCACGUCGCUGCUGGCGUGCAAGGACCUGCUGUGGGUGGGCACGAGCGCGGGCGUCGUGCUGACCGUGCCGCUGCCCCACGUCUCCCCCUCCACCUCCAAGCUGCUGAACGUGCCCACGCCCUCCGGUGUGCCCCACGGACACACGGGCCAUGUCCGCUUCCUGACGUUCGUGGAGACGAUGCCCGCCCCUCCGGCGGAGGCGCUGGCGGCCCGGCCCGCCUCCCACCACCGCCACUCACUCAAGGCCAAGCCGGAGCUGCAAGGGGGCGCGGCGGGCCAGAAGCUGCUGGUCAUCUCGGGCGGCGACGGCUACGAGGACUUCCGCACGUCCAGCGCCUCCGAGGUCGCCGGCCGGGAGGACUCCACCAACCACCUCCUGCUGUGGCACGUCUAGGCCACCUCACCGCGGGCGAGCACCGAGGCGCCGAGGUUCCGCGUCGUCCUGGAGCGAGUUUUGUCUUCGCCUCUGGUUUUGCUGCUGUGGCACGUCUAGGCCGCAUCAUGAUCACCGAGGCACCAGAGGCCUCGCUCGAGUAUCAUCUCCGCUUCUGGCUUUGUUGCCGUGGCAUGUCGUCCGCGGGCGAGGACGUCAAACCUCGAGGCUUUCCGCGGUCCUGGAACAAGUAUUAUCUUCUCCUACGCCAUUUUGUUGUUGCGGCACGUCUAGAUUCUCCCGCCAAAUCUGUGCCAUCUGCAGGUGAACGCAUAGGUACCGGGUAUCAACUCAGUCCUGGAACUAGUAUCAUCUUCGCCUCCGGCUUGCUGGACCUGUCGCAACUUCGCCGGAGCCCUGCUAGUCGUCUGGUUUCUGGGUUCUUGCCGGUCCUCACAACGGCUGUGGCUGAGCCGGGAAUCGCGCGUCGCCAUCGUAAACCACUCUGACAAGCAUUCCCCAGCGGAGCGGUUGCCCAUUCCCCGCGAUGCACAAAGUAAUCUUUGGGUAGCACUGAGGUAAAAACAUGACGCAGGGGCUGCAGUCACGUACAUUUGCAGACCCACAAAGUCGAUGGAAUGAUAAGGCAAAUGUCGUACGUAUUCUACACUCACACAAGGAAUUUUCAACACAGUAACUUUCAUCCUGGCAAAUGAGUCAAGAGUCCCGAGAAACAUUUAAACAGGUUAUCAUUCUGGCUUUACUGACAUUUCCCUACUUUUUUUCUAUGGAAAAUUUGUCAAAAUAUUAGGUUGCGCCAGAUCAGUUUAUUUUGUGGACAUCCAGAUAGUGUUGUUUUUGUUUUGGUGAAGUCACAAAAUUUGCACACUGAGAAAGUACCAAGUAGUGUUAUAAAUUACAUGGUUAGUAUAAUCACAUAAAUAGGUACUUAAUGGACUUGUCUAUUAUUGCCUUGGAACACAUCUUCCUAACCUAUGGACUAAUGUCAUUUUCGUCCUAAACCUCUGGUCCCAAUUAUUUGUGUGAUUAAUACAGCAGUGUUCAUAAAGAAGACAGUGAUAUUUUUAGGCUCUGCAUCUUGACCUUUAGGUAGAUAUAGAUUAUUUGUGUUUUUUUUUAGCCCAAAAAUUUCUAGCUAUUAUUUAAUUUAAAAUAAGCAAUCAAAUAUUCCAACAACAAUAUUAUGCAUUGAUUUAGUCUUCUUACCUAAUUUCUUGAUGAUGAAGUUUUAGUUCAGGUUUUUAUGUAGGUAUUGGAUAAUAUAUGUUACCUAUUGUUGUGCAAAUGUUGCAUAUUUAUAAGUUUUACCUUCCUAUAAAUGACUCAUUGAAUGCAACUACAGCUAUUUCCUGGAGGUGUUAAAGAUAUAUUUUAAAUCCUAUCCCUUCCACUUCCACUCUUUUGGUCACUUUAAGCCCUUUUUCUUAUGAAGGGCAGUUAAACCUAGUCACUCCAUUUUCUUGUAUGAUAGAUGCCUACCUAAGUGCUCAAUAAUUAAUUAAUUUUCUUAUAGUUAGUAUCAGCCAGUUAAAGGUUUAUUUAACUUGGGAAGCAGUUAUCGGAACUGUGCAUCUUAUGUACUUAUACUGAAGCACAACAUUCAAUGUAACGCAUUUGAACUUUUCAGUCAUGUUUGUUGUUCGAUGAAGUAUCUAAAACAUUUUCAAAAAAUUCCAUUAAUUAGAAUCAAAACUGAAUUGUAGAUAACACAAGUUAUUGUGAUUUUUACUGGUUUUUUUUUCCAUACAGCAAAAGUAGAGGAAGUCAGAUUGUCAAAUGAAAGCUUGUUGGAUGAGUGAAUAAUGCAUUGUGGAGUAUGUAUUUAUUUAUGUAGGCCUGGUGCCCUGAUGUUAAGACAAACAAACCAUAUCCUCCGUAGUCAACUGUCUGUGUUAUCAAGACAAUAACCUCUUUUUUUGGUGUUUGUAAAUUUAGACAAAGACACUAAAGUACCUACGAUUUUUGAGCAUUCAUUUCGGAACAAAGUAUGGCCAUUGAAUAGACAGUGAACAAAGACCUGUUUCGAUGCUUUUGAAAUCUUAACAACUAUUAUCAUAAUUUGGCCACUCUAAACCCCACGUAAAAAAAAUUUUUUGUGGUGAUAUGUAUAGCAUUUUAAGGCUGUUGGUGUAACUUUGUCAGAUUAUUUUACUAUUGAAAAUAAAUAAUGUGAAUAGUGUAACUAAAUGUUGUUAACUUAUAGCUGAUAAAUUAAAAACUAGAUUUAAUAUUGAGAUGUUUCGUGUUGUAAGAACCACAUAUCAGUGUGGGGAAUUUCAUAUGCUUAUGGGCUAUGUUCUGAGACAGUAAAACAGUGUGUGUGCUCAAAAUUGUUUCAAAGCAGUGUACAUAUUUAUAAAUAAUUAAAACAUUAUAAAAUUUAUUUUAGUGAAGCUGUUACCUGUAUCAUUUAAUUAAUGUUAAUUUCUUAAAAGCAUUUAAAAAUUUUCUGUAAUAUAUUUAUUUACACAAA